GUCCUUGAUUUCCCUUAUGCAACUUUAAAUAUAAUAUGCAUGCACAAUAAACUACUGUAAAAUUUAUUUACAUCACUCGACAGAAAGGUUUUUUUUUUAGUUGGACGUGCUACUUCGGCUGUGUGACCUGCAUCAUCAACCCAGAACUAAAGUUAGAUUCAGGUCGAUUUGUGAACCAGCUCGACCGGUUAGUUCCUGAAAACCAGCUCAAAUGAACGAUUCGUUCAAGAACCUACAGUAACAUCACGACUGCAAAAAUCUUCCCCCAAAUAGCAGAGCACUAGCAGCCACUGAACUACUUGGAGGAUCCAUAAAGUAAUGCUUUGUCCUAUUUCAGGAGUUGUACACCAGCAAAGUGGCUGUUGAUGAUUGUUACGUGCCACAUGCACGCACAUCGAGAGCGACACCAAAGAAAAGGGGUGCCGUCCGGAGUUCAAUCUCCUGCUUCCACAAACACACCGGCACACAACCCAGAAGUCAAGAAAAGUGGUAUUUAUUUGUUUACAUUGGGAUGAGACUUGAGGAAUAACUUAAGCUGAGAGGGCUUCAAAUGGCCAAAACAAUAAACAAAAGGGAGUUUUCUAACUAAGUUAAGUCCUCUUCCCUGGAAUUAAACAAUAAAUAAAAUACAAAUCCUUACCUCCCUUUCUGACCAUUAAACAGGAGAAAACUAUAAAGGAAAUAAAAAAGGCCUAAAAACCUCUCUCACAGGUUAUUUUAAACAAAUAAUGGUUAGUUUGCCAAUACAAUUACCGGCCUAAUACCACUACCAGUUCUAACUCCUCACCAGGAGUUUUACAUGAACUGGGACACAGCACAGCUCUCUCGGGGUUAACACAACACUGUUCUUUAAAGCAGCAGUCGUCCACACACGAUCUACACCAAGGAAGCAGGAGGGUGAGCUCGACAAACAGACAAUCCUCACUGCUUAUAUCCACACGUUGACAUGCUUCAGCUGCGUCCACUUAGCAGCUGCACCUGUUGCUCUAAUGAGCAGGGAGCGAAAGAGAGAGAGACAAGAAAAUACACACCACUCACAGGUUAAAACUUUUGACACCCCAAUUACGUUCUAACACGUAACAAUGAUAAUAUAAAGAAUGUUAUGGAAACACAAUCAUGGAUGAAAAUAUGACCUGCUGAAAUGUGCAUGAGGAAAAAUAAUGUUAUUAAUCUCAUUAAUCUUAUCACUUGACUGCCAGUAAUUCUCAGUUACUAAGAAAUUGCAUGGAAGAACAUCUUCCUCAUCUCUGUCUCUGGUUUUAAGUUGCACCUUCUCCACCCCACCCUAGACGUAGGAGGAGUGGUUUCAGAGCUCUUCUUCUGCCCAGUUGGAAAGACAACAGCAGCUGUUGUUAUUGGUGAAUCUCAGGAUAUCAAGAACAAUGGGUGGAUCCAAUUCAAGCACUGCAGUGAUGUCUCACUGGACCCCGGUGAAGCCGGUCACUCCAGAGGUGAAGCAAAUCUGCCUUCAGAUGAAGUUACAAGUAGAGGAGUCGGCUGGAACCUGUUUUGCCGUUUAUAUUCCUGUAGAUUUUAUUUCCAGAAAUGACAGUGAAAUAAACUACACAUUUGUGAUAAAGGUGGACGUUGGAAGAAACACAUAUGUUCAUGCAAAGAUAUUUGAAGCCGGUGGAGGAGAACUCAAUGUGCAAGAUACCUGCUACCCAAAAUCUGACAGCGACCCUCUGGUCCCCUUCUGAACACUUCUAACCGCACAGAAUUAGCAAGUCUGUCUUAUCAUAUAACAGAAACACACAUGCUAGGAGAACAUGUAAAAUAUUACAGUCAUUAAAAUCAAUAUGCAAA
Molecule: messenger RNA, 1806 nt
Organism: Carassius gibelio (silver crucian carp)
Lineage: Eukaryota; Metazoa; Chordata; Actinopteri; Cypriniformes; Cyprinidae
Product: cystatin-A-like
Exons: 5
Coding region: 1383-1700 (105 amino acids)
Cellular component (GO): cytosol
Molecular function (GO): cysteine-type endopeptidase inhibitor activity
Source: RefSeq, a predicted model, not a curated record